AUGGCGGAGUUCAGUGGAAAAUCCACCCCCUUGGUUGGCCCCCUUCCUAUCCUCGGGAACAUUCAGGGCCUACUAUCCCUAGACCCUCCACCCUAUCAUCCCCCUCCCCUCGCACCCCAGGCCCUGCCCACGGCAGCCGCCCCACCAGUUGCCCCACUAGUUGCCCCCCUAGGGGAACCGGGAGGACGGGAAGCGGCAGCUGUGCCGGAACCAGGAGGACGGGAGGCAGCAGCCGCGCGGAGCCCCAUUGAAAAUGAAACCAACCACAAGGGGCCAGCCGGCCGAACCCGCAGGCGCACCCAGCGUGAGCCAAACCCUCACCUCCCUGACUCCACUGUGGCCCUACCCCUGCAGGAAAUAGGACCCCCCGAUGAAACAGGCAACCCCCAACUCCAGUAUUGGCCCUUUUCCACUAGUGACCUUUACAACUGGAAAACGCAGAAUGCUCGAUUCUCUGAUAACCCUAGUGAUCUAAUAGCUCUUUUAGACAGUGUCAUGUUCACCCACCAGCCCACCUGGGACGACUGUCAGCAGCUCCUCUGCAUCCUGUUCACCACAGAGGAGCGAGAGAGGAUCCAAUUAGAAGCAAGAAAUCUGGUUCCCGGAGACGACGGUCGGCCGACAUCUAACCCUGACCUCAUUAAUGCGGCUUUCCCCCUAACCAGACCUCCACAACGAAUGGGACUACAACAUGGCAGAAGUUACUUAGAGAGAUUAAUGGAAGCCUUUAGGCAGUUUACUCCCAUGGAUCCAGAAGUCCCUGAAAACCAGGCUGCUGUCUUUAUGUCCUUUGUAAAUCAAGCAGCUCCUGACAUUAAAAAAAAACUCCAAAGGCUAGAGGAUUUAGAAGGUAAACAGAUCCAGGAUCUGCUCUGUAUAGCACAACGGGUCUACAACAACAGGGACGCCCCAGAAGAGAGACAGAUCAAAGCCACAGAGAAAAUGACUAAAGUCCUGGCCGCUAUAGUCCAGAAAGAACAGCCACCCCCAGAAGGCAUUCAAACAAUACAGCCUCCCAGGCGGCACUUAGAUAAAGGUCAAUGCGCCUAUUGUAAAGAAAAGGGCCAUUGGAUAGGAGAAUGCCCCAAGAAGAAACAACCCCGCCCCAGCCAAGGGCAGUGGCAGCCUAAAAUAGCCCCCAUACUGUUUACCCAAAAUACAGAAUAGGGAGGAUGGGGUUCGGACCCCCUCCCCGAACUUGGGGUAACAUUGCAAGUGGAGGGGGCCCUGGUCCAGUUCCUAGUUGAUACCGGGGCACAGCACUCAGCUCUGGUCAAGCCCCAUGGAAAAGUAUCUGAAAAAUCAUCCUGGGUACAAGGGGCCACUGGAAUAAAGAAGUACCCCUGGACAACCCAGAGGACUGUGGACUUAGGAACUGGGAAGGUAACCCACUCCUUCCUGGUCAUUCCCGACAGCCCCUGGCCCCUGUUGGGGAGGGAUUUGCUUACCAAAAUGGGGGCCCAAAUUCAUUUCCAACGGGGGGGGCCCACAGUGACUGACUUCCACAACCAACCCAUAUCUGUACUCACUGUGAAACUAGAAGAUGAAUAUAGGCUCCGUCAGGAACCCACUCCUCUGGAUCAGGACAUCAAGCCCUGGCUUCAAUGCUUCCCAAACAUGUGGGCAGAAACGGGUGGUAUGGGGUUAGCAAAACAUCGCCUAGCCCUAUUUAUAGAGGUCAAGCCCGGGACGGACCCGUCCGCGUGCGCCAAUACCCUAUGCCCACGGAAGCCAAAAAUGGCAUCACACCGCACAUCCGCCGCCUCCUUGACUUCGGGGUCCUAG
Puma concolor (puma) is the source of this 1785-nucleotide messenger RNA. NCBI's taxonomy places the organism in Eukaryota, Metazoa, Chordata, Mammalia, Carnivora, Felidae. The record is from RefSeq and is a predicted model, not a curated record.